Messenger RNA from Arabis nemorensis, 315 nucleotides. NCBI's taxonomy places the organism in Eukaryota, Viridiplantae, Streptophyta, Magnoliopsida, Brassicales, Brassicaceae. The record is from the annotation of a GenBank genome assembly.
AUGACACGUCUAGCUGGUUUGGUUAACCGGGAAACAGAAGAAGAGAAACAAGAAGCAACAAAAACUACAAGCGAUGGUAAGGGAAGUAGUGAAGAAGAAUGCGAGGAGGAGGAUGAUCUGUUUGAGAUAAACCUCGAGGCCGUGAAGUCGUCUCCGGCGUAUGAUUGGAAGAGAUUUCCAGCAAAGACAGGCAGCGUUUUACUGGCAAAUUGUCUUUUACCGGCUGCGGAAAUCUCUGGUGCUGUGCCGGCAAAAUCAAAGGCUUGGAGUGAUGUGGUUUCGUUUAGAGGGUUUCUCUAUGUUGAAAAGGAUUGA